Molecule: messenger RNA, 1320 nt
Organism: Leptosia nina
Lineage: Eukaryota; Metazoa; Arthropoda; Insecta; Lepidoptera; Pieridae
Source: the annotation of a GenBank genome assembly
AUGGAAUCAAAUAUAAAGGAAAUAAGGUCUAGAUUUCAUAUAUACGACACAUGUAAUUGGAUAAACACUCAUAAAUUUACAAAGGUAUGUUUACAAUUUCCUGAUGAGUUACUAAGUAUAAGUUCAUGCAUAUAUGAGGAACUAAAAAAGGAGACAGAUUCUGAUCUGUAUAUACUUGGCGACACAUCGUAUGCAAGCUGUUGCAUAGAUGUGGUUGCCUCAAUGCAUGUUCAAAGUGAUGCUAUAGUUCACUAUGGACACACAUGUUUCUCCAAAGUCAAUAUCCCCGUGUUUUUAGUGUUUAAUGAAAAAUAUUUAAAUCUUCAAAAUGUUUUUCAACUUCUACAAAACAAUAAAACUAUAGAUAAUUUGGAUAAAUUAUGUUUAUUCUACAAUUGUGAAUAUGACCAUGCUAAAGCUAUUCUAGCUGAACAUUGGUUCCAGCACUUUCCGAAGAGCUAUAUGGCAUUUAUUGACCUUACAAGUUAUUCAACAAACAAUUUUUUUGGAAGAGUUAUAAAAAACAAGGACAAUGAAGAAUUUUCCAGUGAUAUUUUGAAAGAUUGUGUUUGUAUUUUUAUUGGAACAAGUGGUCAUACUUUCUUUAAUUUCACUGUAGCAGUAGCAGCUAAGAAAUGGUACUUAUUAGAUCCUGAGACUAUGCAAAUAAAUGAUAUUGAACAAAGUUCAUGGUUUAAAAGGAGGCGAUUCUUGAUAGAAAAGUGUAAAGAUGCAAAUGUCGUUGGAAUUCUUAUCUGUAAGAUAGCUGGUGAUCAAACAAAAGAUAUUAUCAACAGAAUGAAACAACUGUGCAAAGCAAAUGGUAAAAAGAGCUAUAUUGUAUCAGUUGGAAAACCAAAUGUGGCAAAGUUAGCAAAUUUUCCAGAGAUUGACAUUUAUGUCAUGAUAGCCUGUCCAGAAAACAAUCUUUAUGACAGUAGGGAUUUUUACCAACCAAUUGUAUAUCCCUAUGAAUUAGAAGUUGCUUUUAAUAGCAAUCAAGAAGAUUACUUGACAACACAUGUUACCAACUACGAUGAAUUACUGUCUGGAGGAAAACAUAAUAAGGACAUAGCUGAAGUAACUGAAAGCACAGAUGUAAGUUUAGUGACUGGUAAAUUGAGAGAGACCAAGAUUGUAUCUACAAGUGCCUGUACUGAUUUGGUGGAAAAACAGAACUGGGAAAUAGAUAAUAUAGGAUUUAAUUUGAAGAGUAAAUCUUGGAGGGGAUUAGAGCAGAAAUUGGGUGAAACUGAAGUAAAACAAGUUGAAAAAGGUAGAGAUGGAUUACCUUUGCAAUAUAGUAAUGAGCCUGAGUGA